UGGACAGCCAUGGGAGAGGCUGCGGAGACUUCAACGCCCGCGGCGGGCAAGGGCGAGGCAGCCAAGGGGGACAAAUGCAAGUCGACAUGGGACAAAACCAAAAUGCACUGGGACUACUUCGUCAACAACAUUACAGUCGAACCCAUGCUCGCAUGUUAUAUUAUGCCCAGUGUCUUGGCGAGUUUGGCCACGCAGAAUUUGAAUUUGGAAAAGGCAUGUUACGUCAAUCUCGGCUACGAGACGAAAGUGUGCGAGGCGUUGACAGCUCGAGAAACGGCUAACUACACAGAGGAGGAAACGAGCGUCCAGCAGCUCGUGGCCGGGAUGACGGUGUGGAAGACCAUCGUCCAAUCGGCCAUCCCGUCCGUCAUGAUGCUGUUUCUGGGCUCCUGGUCCGACCGGCAUGGCAGGCGGAAACCUCUCAUGUUGAUGCCAAUCAUCGGUGAAUUUCUUACAAGCAUGGGACUUAUUCUGUGCACUUACUUUUUCUUCGAGCUGCCAAUGGAAGUGGCUGGGGCUUGCGAGGCCAUCUUUCCUGCUAUCACCGGGGGCUGGUUCACGAUGUUCAUGGCGGUGUUCAGCUACAUCGGGGACGUCACCACGGUGGAAAUGCGAACGCUGAGGAUCGGCAUCGUCAACCUCUUCGUGUCGCUUGGGAUACCGAUCGGAAUGGCUCUCAGCGGAGUGCUAUACGUCAAAAUCGGCUUCUACGGAAUAUUUAGCAUAUCAGCCACAUUGUACAUUAUCAGUUUCUUCUAUGGUAUGUCCCAUAUAAAAGAAGAAAAAACUCAGACUCCUAUUUCGAAUAAACCUCGCCCUGGUCAGACGUGUGCCACAGUAAGAGACUUUUUUGAUAUUGAUCACGUGAUAGAAACAUUCAAAGUCGUAUUUAAAGAAGGAAAAGGAAAUCGAAAGAUGCGAGUUAUAAUGCUGAUGGUCUGCUGUAUGGUUAUUAUCGGCCCUAUGCAUGGUGAAAUGGCAGUUAUGUACCUCUUCACGCGGUAUCGUUUCAACUGGAACGAGGUGGAUUUCAGCAUUUUUUCCACCUAUAGUAUGAUCACUAACCUGCUUGGCACCAUGGUGUCAGUGGGCGUGUUCAGUCACAUGCUCAAAAUCGACGACGCUCUUAUUGGAGUCAUGUCCUGCAUGAGCAAGAUUCUGUCUUGUUUCGUGUAUGCUUUCGCCACCACAGAUUGGAUGAUUUAUUUGGCGCCCAUCGUGGAAAUUCUGAACGGAACAUCGUUCAUCGCCAUGAGGUCUAUAAUCUCCAAGCUGGUUCCAGCAGAUGAACUUGGCAAGGUGAACUCGCUGUUCGGCGUGUGCGAGGCGCUGAUGCCGCUGGUGUACGGCCCCAUGUACAGCGCCGUCUACACCUCCACCAUCCACUCGCUGCCCGGCGCCUUCUUCCUGCUGGGCGGCGCGCUCACGCUGCCCGCCGUCCUCAUAUUCCUUUUUCUUAGUGAGUUUUUAGUAGGUAGGUCGGAUAUUAGAACUGGUAUAGAUCUGAGUCGAGCUCGAAGUGAGGAGUUGAGAGAAGCUGGUCUUUAUGUUGGUUAUUCCUAUGUCUAG
Messenger RNA from Gryllus bimaculatus (two-spotted cricket), 1569 nucleotides. The record is from the annotation of a GenBank genome assembly. NCBI's taxonomy places the organism in Eukaryota, Metazoa, Arthropoda, Insecta, Orthoptera, Gryllidae.